Nerophis lumbriciformis (worm pipefish) is the source of this 648-nucleotide messenger RNA. Lineage: Eukaryota; Metazoa; Chordata; Actinopteri; Syngnathiformes; Syngnathidae. The record is from RefSeq and is a predicted model, not a curated record.
AUGUCCAACUGGGAGGAGAUCCUGGGCCUGACCCAGGAGACGCUGAAGAGAUUAUAUCCCUUGGCUGGCCUGGGACCGCCUUGGGAUUCUCCGAGACGAGCUGAUGGAAAACUUCAAAAAAUAUACACUUGUGUUGAACAAUCUUUUAAACCUGUUGACCUGUUGUUUUUUUGUUUUGUUUUUUUAAUCAAUAUUCAUUCUCCUUCUCAGAGUCUACCCGCGUUGAGCAUAAACAGCACAACUAAUGCGCCAACAGUGUUGAUGUUCCAAGAUGUAUGGGCUCGGAGCUUGUGCCGGACCAUUGAGAAACUUGUGGAGGUGGUGCAGGAGUACCCAUCAGAGGUGGAGCACAUCUACAGCCCCGCCUGCGUGCCUCUGGUUAGGUGUGCGGGCUGCUGCGGAGAUGAAAAGCUUGAGUGCCACCCCACUCUUACCACCAAUGUUACAAUGCAGCUGCUGAAAAUAAGGCCAGCAGAGCUUGGCGAGGAAUAUGUUGAGAUGACUUUUGUGGAGCAUCAGACAUGUGAAUGUAGAGUCAAAAAACCUGUUGGGAAGGUUGAAAGGAAAAGGCAAAGAGGAAAAGGACGGAGGAGAAAGGAGAAGCAAAAAACAAAAGACUGUGACAGAUGCCAGAUCCCUCGAAGGUAA